AUGAUUAUCACAAAUAAUCCAAAACUAAUUUAUGGUCUUGUUUCCGUGUCAUGCAUGUUUACAUCUACUAUAACAACACCGUUUGUUGGAAGAUAUGUUGAUAGGCGUCGAAACAUCAAUACUUGUUUUUUAAUAUGCAAUAUGUAUAUGCUUAUUGGGAAUGUGAUCUACAGUCUUCCUUUUUCACCCUUAUUUUUAAUUGGAGGAAGAGUUAUAUCUGGCUUUGGCGGAGCAUUAAAAUCUAUUAUUUACAGCGAAACGAUUCGCAGUUACCAAGCAAAUGAAAUAAAUUCAAAGCUAUCAGUCUUAUCAGUGAUGGUAUACUUUGGAUUCAUGCUAGGCCCGGGCAUAAACUUCUUUUUUAAGAAUAUAUACUUUUUUAUAGGUGAUUGGCAUUUACAAUACGUAAAUUUUCCUGGGAUUUUUUUGAGUAUUUUAUGUUUUAUUAUGGAGAUUCUUACUAUGACAAUGGUGUAUGAUAUUUCUAAAGAGCUUGAUUACAAAUCCCUAGAUAAAAACAGUUCUUCAAUUAAUAAAAUAAAUGAAUUAAAUAUUGAUGAUAUACUUAAAACAGCAGUACUUCAACCAAUAAAUUCAAACCAACAUAGCGUAAUAAAGAUUUUAAAAGUAUUGUUUUUUAGCUUUGAUUCAGCACUGGUUUUGUUUUCAAACUUUUUUAUAGCUUUUUUUUUCAUUAACACAGAUAUUUGGCUACCGCUAUUAAUUAUUGAGAAAAUGAGCCUUUCGGUGACGGAAAUAAAUAUCUGUUACUUUGGAGUAAGUGGAGUCUGCGCAAUCUUGUUGAUAGGAAUAAUAUUUAGACCGUUUUCUGAUGAAAAGAUGAUGGUAGUAACAGUUUUAAGCUUAGUAGGUUUUUGCAUCGUUAGCGCUGGUUUCAUUAUUCUUUCAUAUAUUCCCGACAACAAAGCUUUGAACAUUUUAAUGAGUAUUGUUUAUAUGACAAGUUAUGCAGGUGCGCCUAUAAUUACAGAUGUUUAUUUUGUAAGUACGCUCGCUAAAAUGGUAAAUUCAAAUGUUCUGACAUUUGUAGACAGUGUUCGAUCUUCAAGUUUCACUGCUGGAGCAUUGAUGGCUUUUUCUUUCUCCGCGUUCAUUUUUGAUUAUGUUACAAUGUUUGGAGCAUUGUAUAUUGUCAUUUCGGUAGUUAUUGCAAUUCUGUUUAUUUGCAGAAAAAAGCAUUUUAUCAAUCCAAAACUAAUAAUAUAA
This is a messenger RNA of Hydra vulgaris (swiftwater hydra), 1227 nucleotides long. NCBI's taxonomy places the organism in Eukaryota, Metazoa, Cnidaria, Hydrozoa, Anthoathecata, Hydridae. The record is from RefSeq and is a predicted model, not a curated record.